AUGUCCCACAUCGUCCCCAUGAGCGAGUCCUCCCGCCCGGCCGAGGAGCCCGAGCAGCCGAUCCCGCAGCAGGAGGGCCAGGAGUGCCUGUCCGUCCAAGUCAGCCAGGAGCGUCAAGAAGGCCAGGAGAUUCCAGCGAUGAAGCUCUCCUCUGAGGACGCCGCAGAGACUCCAGUCGUGCCUCUUGAGGCCUCGCCCGCUUCCUCCCGCCACUCCAGCGGACACCAGUGCCGCGUCAACGUAUCCUGGAAGCGCACCCAGGGGCGCAGCUACCUGAGCUACUUCAAGAAGUGCCAGAGCGCAGCGCCUUCGUCUUCAGCUCCCUCUCCAGUUCCAGAUGAGUCUCUGUCUCCCGAAGAGUCUCUUCUACCAGAGGCAUUUCUCUCCCCAGACGCAUCUCUGUCCCUAGACCCGUCUCGAAACCCGUCUCUGGACUCACAUCCAUCGCCGGCUCCGUCGCCCAGCCUCUGGGAAUGGGCCCCCGACGCCUUCAAGAAGACCUCACCCAGUGCCAGCGAGGAGCAAGUGGCCUCUCCGACCCCGACCUCCUGGCGCGCCACCGCCGAGCCGGCGCACUGCUCCAGUGCCCUCCCCGCCUUCACGGCGCCCAAGUCGAGCUUCAAGGACGCCCCGGCGUGCCGACUCUACGUGCCCCCGGCGGUGCGCGAGUUCGUGGCCGAGCAGCUCCGGGAGCAGCAGCAGCAGAGGGAGCAGGGGCCGCCGAAGCCCCUUAGCUGGAGGGCCGUGGCCAGGCCAGCACCUAAGACAGAUGUCGAGGCCGCCAGGAGGAGCGAGCCGAAGAAGGACGAGGACACGGCCGCCAAGAAGUUCCACAAGGGACGCACCAACUCCGUGUCCACGGCCACCGAGCUGAAGACCGCCAAGAUCCGGGGCCGGGAGUUCUACAACUCGAUGCUGACCAAGAGCACCAAGCCGGACAGCAGCAGCAGCUCGCGGAAGCUCUCCUGGUCCUCCUACCUCUCGCGCCGCCGCCAGAUGGCGACCCAUGCGCCUGCGAUGACCCAGCAGGGGAUCACGCCCCCGCCGAAGAAGCCUCGCAAGCAGCCCCCCGCCGGCUGGCGAGUGCACCCGGAGGAGCCGCGGGACGACGUGGAGGUGCCCCUCUUCCAGAACCCCGACUUCCAUCUGAAGACCGACAAGAGCACCGACGAGGAGAUAGCCCUCAUCUACCGCCACCUGGACAGCCUGGGCGAGGCGAUGAUCAACCACAUCGAGCAGGGCCUCUACGACGACCUGCGCCGGCAGGCCUCCGCCAGUGACCAGCUGGGCAGGGAGGCAGAGGAACAGUACAAGCUGCAGCAGCAGCAGCAGCAGCAGCAGCGGCAGGAGCAGCUUGAGCUGCACCAGAUGCAGAUGCAACAGAUGCAGAUGCAACAGAUGCAGAUGCAACAGAUGCAGAUGCAACAGAUGCAGAUGCAACAGCAGGCCCCCCAGCCCUACCAGCAACAAAUACCCCAGAUGUACCAACAGUUUCAGAAUCAGCCAUCGCAGCAGGACCAGAGGCAGCAGGACCUGCGACAACUACACUUGCUGGAGCAACAGAUGCAACACCUCAGGAUGCAGGAGCAAGAGCUGCAACAUCGGCUGAUGCAGGACCAACAAUACCGAGAUUAUCGGUUACAGGAUCAGCAGAUGAAACAUCUCGAGAUCCCCGAGGAUCAGCUAGAGAUGCAGUGCCGCCUGAUGCAGCACCUUCAGACACAGACACAGACACAGACCCAGCAACCGAUAAUCUCAACCGAACCGUCCAGCCAGCCGCAGUUCUUGCCACAGCCACAGAUCCACGACCAGAUGUUGACCCAGCUACAGAUGCCAGAUCCCCAGUCGCAGCAGCCAGCAGAUCCGCAGCAGAUCUACCAGUUCCAGAUGCAGCAGCACCUGUUCCAGCCACAGCCACAGCCACAGCCUCAGCCGAUCCAGGAACCAGCCCUCCAGCCGCUGCCAGUGCAACAGCAGCAACUGCACGAGCUCCACAUGCAGCAGCAGCAGCAGCAGCUUCAAAUGCAAGAGCAACACGUGCAGCAGCUCCAGAGGCAGCAGGAGCUGGCCAGGCACGAGAAGCUGCAGCAGCAACAGAUGCAGCGCUACUUGCAGCAGCUACAGCUGCAGGAGCAGCUGCGGGAGCAGCUCCACAUCCACGAGCAGGGCCUGCAGCAGCAGUGCAUGCCGCAGCCACUGGAGGUGCAACAGCAGCCGCUGCAGCCCCUGGAGGUGCAGCAGGAGGUGCAGCACGACGGCGGGACGAUGCGCGAGUUGCAGCAGAAGCAGAUGCAGCAGUUCCAGCAGAUGCGGAUGCAGGAGCAACAGAUGCAGCAGCAGCAGUCCCUCCUCGACCCCAGCGUCCCCUCGCCGCUGACCUACGCGCCCCAAGCCACCCUGGCGGCGCUCUACAGCCCCAACGACCCGGCAACAGACGCCCAGACCGGCCAGGCCGCCCAGAAUCCCCGGAUCCACAGCCUCCAGGCGAUGCUCACCCCGAGCCCCCGGCCGGAGUGGGGCCAGCGCUUCCGUCCGGAGCAGAACGGAGACGGACAGUCGAAGCCCAGUCGCUUCUUCCCCCAGCAGGACCUGGACCAGCACGGCGAUGGCCCCGGACAGGACAGCUUCCUGGCGAGGGCGGCCGAGAGGAGCCAGAAGGGCGGGGCCAGGUCCUUUGAGCCCAAGUCCGUGGCGGGCAAGCCGCCAGCCAGCGCCAUGGCCGGGGACGGCAACGAUGCCGCCGACAAGGUCUUCGUCCGGGCCGUGGGCGACCCCUACUACCGGAGUCCCGGCGCCUCCAAGGCGUCUCCCGUCAAACCAGAGUCGUUUCCCUACCUGAAGGCUCUGAAGCAGGCGAAGGAGAACCAGCAGGCCCCGCCCAGCUCGUGGCGCAGUCAGGCCCCGCCCCCUCCCCCGGCGGCGCCGGCACAGGACAACGUGGCGAAGGUGCCGUUCAGAACCACUGCGAGGAAGCAGGACGCGCCCCAGCCGCGCUUCAACCAGUACGCCGGCAACAAGACCGGGCCGACCUCUAGCUACGGCUACAACGCUGCCCAGGUGGCCGCCAACAACGGGCGGAACAAGGUGCCGGAGGGCACCCGUCCCAAGAGCUACAAGGGCGCCAUCAACGGGCCGAAGAAAGGGCAGAAGGACCCGAAGGAGAAGGCGGUGGCCAGUGGCCAGUCGGCGGGGGCCGCGAACCAAGGCCAGCGGAUCAGGAACAAGGGCGGAAAGAGCAGUCGUCGGGUGGACUCGCAGGGCUUCGUCCUGAUCGGCGGCGAGGGCCGGAAGAUGCCCCACCUGGAGCCGGCCGACAGGGCGGGCGACAUGGGCAACCAGUUCAACCUUUUGGACGACAACGACUGCUAA
Drosophila ananassae is the source of this 3369-nucleotide messenger RNA. RefSeq names its product histone-lysine N-methyltransferase 2D-like. The record is from RefSeq and is a predicted model, not a curated record. Bases 1 to 3369 code for a protein of 1122 amino acids. Lineage: Eukaryota; Metazoa; Arthropoda; Insecta; Diptera; Drosophilidae. The transcript has a single exon.